AGAAAAAGAAGCAGAAGAAGAAGAAGCCGCUAUCGUUGACGUUGACGGUGAUUCCUUGCACUUGAUUCCGUAAGCAGUGAAAUGUUUGAAGAAACGGAUGAUUUGUGUGGUGAUUCAGUGGAUCCGCGGGAUUAUGGAGUGGACUUCCUGGACAAAGAAGUUGGAAAUGACUGGAAAUCUGCGGAGAAAGUUGUGGAGCUGCUGGAAAAACUGAGAGAGGAGAACAUAGCUCUGGAGGAACAGGUUCUGACCGUGUCCAUUUCCGGACCACCGAAGGUUUCAGCAGCUUUGUCUGCUGCAGACGAGGCCAGGUGUUCCCUGGAGGAGCUGCUGCAGAGAGAGCAGCUCAUCUCCGGCAUGCUGCAUCAGCACCUCCAGGGGGCGGAGCUGUGGAUGGAGGAUCUUGGCCAGACCUGCAGCCAGGUGGACUCUGUGGAGAGACACAUGAAGUACCUGCAGUGUCUCCAUCACAUAGAGGAGCUCAGUGCUGAGGUCCAGCAGUGUCUGAUGAUCAGCAGCGUGUGGGACGCCAUCCGGGCUGUAGACAGCAUGGCAGCUCUGGAUUCUGGACUGAACCAGUCCGGAUGUUCCCACCUCCAGGACUUCCUCAGAGAGACUCUCUGUUUCUGGCACAACAUCAUCAAGGACCGCCUGAGCAGUGACUUUGAGAAGAUCCUGACUCAGCUCCACUGGCCGAUCAUCUCGCCGUCCUCUCAGCCCCUCACCCCCACCUCCGCUAGCCAGGACGUCGACAGUCAGCUGGAGGUGGCGGUGACGCAGCUGCUGGCUCUGCAGACGUCAGAUGACCUCUUAUCUCAGAGGACUUCAGCUUCUCCUCAAAGUCCACCCUCCAACCAGUCUGCAUCUUCGUCCUCCUCUUCCUCCCUCUGUCUGCCCAUCCAGAUCAUGAUGCUGCCGCUCAGCCGGAGGUUCAGAUUUCACUUCCAUGGAAACCGCCAGACCAACUCUCUGAACAAGCCAGAGUGGUACCUCACUCAGGUUCUGAUAUGGAUGGGAAGCAACUCCACGUUCAUGGAUGAGAAGAUCCAGCCUGCCCUGGAAGCAGCUGGUUCCACCAUCAGCGCUCGGGUGGAGCUGUGUCGAGGUCUGGUGGCUCUGGUCCAGGAGAAGGUGGCCAAUGAUGCCGUCAGGUUGCUGUACGACGACGUGCUCUUCUGCCACCUGGUGGAGGAGGUGCUGCAGUUUGAGAAGGAGCUGCGGAGCAACCACUCCUACCCCCCAGCGCUGCCCAGUCUGCUCCACAUCAUGGUGGAGGACGCCGUACUGGAGAAGUGGCUUGCUGUGGAAAAGAAGAUGGCCGUGGAGAAGAUGGACGCCAUGCUGUCCUCCGAGGGAGCGUGGAGCUGUCAGUACAAAGACAUCAGUGACAUGGACGAGCUGAAGGCUCCAGACUGCGCUGAGACCUUCAUGACUCUGCUACAGGUCAUCACUGAGCGGUACCGAGGCCUGCCCUGUCCUGCUGCCCAGCUCAGGUUCCUCAGGCUGCAGACAGAACUGGUCGAUGACUUCCGCAUACGACUCACACAGGUGAUGAAAGUGGAGUCUCGCUGCCCGCUGGGCGUCCGCUACUGUGCCAUCCUCAGUGCAGUCAACUACAUUUCCACCAUCCUGAGAGACUGGGGAGAUGAUGUGUUUUUUCUGCAGCUGCAGCAGGCAGCCGUUUCACUCGGGGAGGAAGUAGUGCUGGGGGGUCUGGGCAUGAUGGAAGUGGGUCGCCUGGCUUCCCUGGAGGGGUCUCUGUUUGACGGUCUGCUGGCACUGCUGGAUCGAUUGAAAGGAGACAUGCUGGGAAGAUUGUUGGAAUUUCUCAUGAAGGAAAUAGCAGAAAAAGCCAAACCUUACUGUCAGGAAAGGUGGUUGUCCCUUCCAUCUCAGCAGGACCAGUCCACCAUGUCCCUGUCCAGCUCAGCGUGUCCCAUGAUGCUUUGUGUGAGAGACAGAUUACUGAAUCUUCAUCAGGUUCUGAGUCUUCCUCUGUUCCAGCUGGCUUGGCAGGGCCUGGCGGAAAGACUCGACAACUUCCUGUAUCAGGAUGUGAUCCUGUCCAACCACUUCAGCGACGGUGGAGCCGCUCAGCUUCAGUUUGACAUGAGCAGAAACCUCUUUCCUCUGUUUGGUCACUACUGCAAGAGACCUGAGAACUUCUUCAAACAACUGAUUUUCAGGCAGACUCUGUUGGAGACCUGGUGGAGAAGCACUUUAGGAGCAAGAUGUUGGCCAUCCUCAGGAACAGUAGUCACCCCCUGCAUGACACUGGUCGUCCAGAAAAGCAGCCACAGGGACCGACUCCUCUCCGUACGCUGCAGGACUGAAAGUCUCAGGAAGUCAUUUAUCCCGGCCGCUAUAAGACUCCACAAUUAAUCAUGUUAAUGUGUACUUUGUUACUAUUGGUGGUAGUUUUGAACUUCUUUUAUUUACUGUUGUCAUGGUGUCAUGUAGUUUUGUAUGGUAGUGAGAGUGCUUGAUUAUGGCAAACAUUGUAUGCUGCUGGACACCUGCAUUUCCCCAUUUGGGGAUGAAU
This is a messenger RNA of Melanotaenia boesemani (Boeseman's rainbowfish), 2542 nucleotides long. It is a transcript of the gene rint1, whose product is annotated as RAD50 interactor 1. The record is from RefSeq and is a predicted model, not a curated record. Bases 82 to 2382 code for a protein of 766 amino acids. Lineage: Eukaryota; Metazoa; Chordata; Actinopteri; Atheriniformes; Melanotaeniidae. Gene Ontology annotation, biological process: endoplasmic reticulum to Golgi vesicle-mediated transport; regulation of ER to Golgi vesicle-mediated transport; retrograde vesicle-mediated transport, Golgi to endoplasmic reticulum. Gene Ontology annotation, cellular component: Dsl1/NZR complex. The transcript has 15 exons.